Messenger RNA from Funneliformis geosporum, 2010 nucleotides. Lineage: Eukaryota; Fungi; Glomeromycota; Glomeromycetes; Glomerales; Glomeraceae. The record is from the annotation of a GenBank genome assembly.
AUGAUUACUUUUAAUGGAUCACUUAAAUCAUCUUUUAAUCUUUCAUAUCUUCAAAGAAUUCGAUGCUCAAAUUUCAAAAAUCUUUCAUUUAGAACUUAUAUCACAAUAGCAGCAAAAGAUCCGGAACAUUCAAAAUUUGAUGUUAUAGUAAUUGGAGGAGGGCAUGCAGGUUCAGAAGCAUGCGCAGCAGCAGCAAGAACUGGAGCAAAAACUUUAUUACUUACUCAAAGACUUGAUACUAUUGGUGAAAUGUCAUGUAAUCCUUCAUUUGGUGGGGUCGGUAAAGGAACUUUAGUUAGAGAGGUGGAUGCUUUGGAUGGAUUAUGCGGAAGGAUAUCUGAUUUAUCUGGAAUACAAUUUCAUAUUUUGAAUCGUUCAAAAGGUCCAGCUGUGCAUGGUCCUAGAGCACAGAUAGAUAGAAAGUUAUACAAGAAAAAUAUGCAAGAAUGUUUAUUUAAUUAUCCCAAUUUAACAGUAAGAGCUGGUAGUGUGUAUGAUAUUAUAAUGGCACAUCAACCAAUAAUUUUUAAUAAAUCUGGUGAACAUCCAAUCUGUGGAGAGGUACAGGGGGUGAAAUUAGAUUCGGGUGAAGUCAUUUAUGCGCCCAAAGUUAUCUUAACAACAGGAACUUUUCUUCAGGGCGAGAUACAUAUUGGAAAAUCAGUGUUUCCUGCAGGUAGAUUUGGUGAGGCUCCAACUGUGGGAAUUUCCAAAACAUUGGAACUCGCAGGGUUUAGGCUUGGGAGACUUAAAACAGGCACUCCUCCACGUUUGGAUGGACGUACAAUAAAUUAUGAAAAUCUCUUGCAGCAGCGUGGAGAUAUACCAGCCACGCCUUUUUCUUAUAUUCACACUUCUGUUCCUCUUGAGAAACAUCAGAUACUAUGUCAUCAAACAAAAACCAAUGCAGAAACACAUAAUCUAAUUUUGGAUAAUUUAUCCGAGACAAUACACAUACGUGAAACCGUAAAAGGGCCAAGAUAUUGUCCCUCAAUCGAAGCAAAAGUGAUAAGAUUUAAAGAUAAGGGUGGCCAUGUUAUUUGGUUAGAACCAGAAGGUCUUGAUACGGAAGUUGUAUAUCCAAAUGGGAUAUCUGUGACGUUACCGGAACAUAUACAGUAUAAAAUGCUACAUACAAUCUCGGGAUUAGAGAAUGUAGUGAUGAUAAGGCCCGGAUAUGGAGUUGAAUAUGACCAUAUUGAUCCACGAGAAUUAAACGCGAUGUUAGAAACUCAUCGUAUUAAAGGCCUAUACUUGGCUGGGCAAAUCAAUGGAACUACAGGUUACGAAGAAGCUGCAGCACAGGGAAUUAUUGCGGGCAUAAAUGCAGGCCUUGCUGUUCAAAACAGGUCUCCAUUUACACUUGACCGCGCAGAUGCAUAUAUUGGAGUUUUGAUAGAUGAUUUGAUAACAAAAGGAAUCAAUGAACCUUAUCGUAUGUUUACUGCUCGUUCAGAAUAUAGAUUGUCUCUUAGAGCUGAUAAUGCAGAUCUGCGAUUGACAAAAAAAGGAUAUGAGGCCGGAUUCGUAUCGAAUUAUAGAUGGGAAAUAUAUCGAAAAACUGAGGAACAAUUCCGUAAAGGUUUAGAGCUACUUCAUGAUUUUAGGUUGUCGCCUCAGAAGUGGAACGCUUUAGGUGUGAAUCUUGCUUAUGAUGGUACAAUGAGAAGCGCUAUAGAUGUAAUUGGAAUUCGUGGGAAUACUACGGAAUCUCUUGCACAAAUCAUCCCAGGAUUCGAUAGAAUUGGACCUUCUAUACUGCAACGAUUACAUGUUGAGGCAGAAGUUCGGGUAUUUCGAAAAGAUGAAGAAUUGUUAUUACCGGAAGAUUUGGAUUAUGAUUUAGUUCAUAACCUUUCAUUUGAGACUAGGUCAAAACUAAAAUUCAUUAAACCUACCACAUUGGGAGAAGCAAAACGUAUUGAAGGAAUGACACCGGCUAGUAUAGUGACCUUAUUAAGAUAUGUACACAAGAAGAAAGAUUCUCGACCAAACCAGCAUUUACGCUAA